Suillus clintonianus is the source of this 706-nucleotide messenger RNA. RefSeq lists its product as uncharacterized. The transcript has a single exon. Lineage: Eukaryota; Fungi; Basidiomycota; Agaricomycetes; Boletales; Suillaceae. Bases 107 to 619 code for a protein of 170 amino acids. The record is from RefSeq and is a predicted model, not a curated record.
CUUACCCAUGUGAAUAAGUACUUGAGUUGGGAAGGUACUUAGGAGAAGGCAGUGAGUCUACGCGCAUUCGGCCCAUCUGCUAACCUUUGCCUUCAGGUUCAAGUUGAUGGCGACUGAUCUACCCUCGCAACGGCACCUCCGCCAUUCGCAGACAACGAGGUCAUGGUCGUCUCAACACCCAUCCGCUCACGGACUCUACCAUCCAGCUUCCCCGAGGCUCCCAAACAACUUUAGAAUUCGCCUCCCUCUCAAACCACAUUUCCUUCCUCAACACGACAUGAAUUUUCUGCACGAUCCCUUUCCUGGUGCGUCGUCUUCCCCACAGCCCCUCCAAUGUCCUAGCAGUAGUCUAACAACAGUGAACACCAUCAUGAACGAACACGAGGCAAAUACGCGGUCACGUGCAAAUUGUAAUUUGAUUGUAAACCGUUUCAGUCCCUCAUGGACUCCACCAUGGUACACAGGAACUAGUACUGUUGUCAUCCUUAAACUAUCGACACUCACAAACAUCUCGGUGACAUACGCCAAUACACUCGCUACACUACAUACCACGCUAACAUACACUUCUGUAGCAAGCAAACAAGGUGUCACCGAGCUGGGAAUCAAGGACCGGCGUUAACGAAGGCUACUGCUCGAGCUCGAGGCUGCUCUUGUGCGGAGCGCUUGCCAGUGACUGGAGCGCUGGAACGUUAGUGGUCUUGAAGGU